Molecule: messenger RNA, 267 nt
Organism: Bipolaris oryzae ATCC 44560
Lineage: Eukaryota; Fungi; Ascomycota; Dothideomycetes; Pleosporales; Pleosporaceae
Exons: 1
Coding region: 1-267 (88 amino acids)
Source: RefSeq, a predicted model, not a curated record
AUGAGCUUCGAGGACCUUGAAGAGGCACGAGCCAAGCGUGCUGAGAAAGAGGAGAAAGCGUCAGCUGCGAAGGUUCCUAAGAAACGGGGGCGUAAGCCUAAGAGCUCUGCCAAAGUACCUGCAAAAGGAAUGGGAAAAGUAGCAGGUGCGAAUCUGCAAAGAAAAGGUGAAGAGACUGACGCUCCAGUGCGAGCUGACAACAUGCCUGGGCUGCGUCAGCUAGAGAUAGGACUGUUAUGGAAGGCACCUGUUGCAAAAAUGUAUUAA